AUGACAGAGAAACAAGAAGGAACCGGUAAUGGGUUUAAGGAGAAGCCAAUAGAUAGAAAAGAAUCAAAUCAGAUCGCUAGCGAUCCCAGGGAGGAGGAUACUAACAGAGAAAUUGGAGACGGCACCAGGGAAACUGAAUCCACCGAGAAUGGAACUAGCAAAAAUCAGCAAAAUGAUACAUUGAGAGGUGAGAAAACAAACAGCGUGGCUGCUUCUGAUGAAACUCCCAAUGAUAAUGAGUCGACACGAAAUGACAACAAUUUAGAAACCAACAAUGUCAACGUAACUAUCGUACAAUCAACACCGGUAGGGACAGCCGCCAGUAGUCCAAUUGUUUCCCAGUCCCCGGCAAAUGCUAAUCACAGACGACAAACCUCGGUGUUGUCAUUCGCUUCCAGUGCAACUGUGGAUAACUCACAGAUUUUCAAGAAAAGCUUCGAUUCUAUAUUGGAGUCUAAAGAAGCGAAAAAAAACGAGCAACUUAGAGCUUCAAUACAGCGUGCACUUGAUUAUUUGAACAGAACCGAAGAGAAAGAGCCAUACGUUAUAUUCAAUGCGCUAAAAGCUUGCUGCGAUACCAAUAGUAUUGAGUUAAAGUCGAAAGCAGUCGAUUUAUUUGCAAAACUAUUUGAUUACACUCAAUUUGAUGAUACAUUGGAGAAAAAGAAGCUCACUGAUGACUCGGUGAAUGUUAUUUCAUCCUGUUUUGAAGGUGAAGGAACAGAUCCAGAGUUGGAGUUGCAGGUAGUUAGGGCGUUAAUGCACUCGAUACUUUUGAUGCCAUGUCACGGAGCAUCAUUAUUGCAAGCGGUAAGACAAAUCUACAAUGUGUUUAUCUUCUCCUUAACAGCUAGAAACCAGGCCAUUGCCCAAGGAAUCUUGACACAAGUGAUUGGGGCAAUUUUUUCUCGAGUUGAAGAGUCGAGAAAGUCUCGAAGUCAAAGCACAAACGCUUCAAAGUUGAAUUUUGAAUCCAUUGAAAAUGUGAACCUUCCAGACGAUAAAGAAGAGGAGAGAUUAACGUUGUCGCAGUUGGAAAGAAUUAACGAUUCCUUAAACGACAACGAUAGAGUGAAUGAAGCAAAUAGUGCCACAGAAGAUGACCAGGACUUGGAGGUGAAAGAUGCAUUUUUGGUAUUUAGAGCUAUGUGUAAGCUCUCUAUCAAAACUUUAGACUCCACUACAAUUGACAUGAAGUCACACUCAGUGAGAUCAAAACUUUUGUCACUACACAUCAUUCACACUAUACUCAAAGAGCAUAUCGAGAUCUUUUUGAGCCACGAUGUGGUAAUUUUAUCACCAAAUGCUAACGAAAAAGUGCGAUUGAUAAAUGCCGUGAGACAAUACAUCAAUUUAGCAUUAUCUAAAAAUGCUGCAUCCGAUUUAGCUCCAGUGUUUGAGUUAUCAUUGGAGAUUUUCUGGAUAAUCAUCUCCAAUUUGCGAUCCGAGUUCAAGAGAGAGAUUCCUGUGUUUUGGGAUGAAAUUUAUUUCCCAGUUGCUGAAAUGAAGACUUCGAGUCCUCACCAAAAGCGUUACUUAUUGGCGAUCAUCGAAAGGAUUUGUAAUGAUUCUAGAUGCAUUAUUGAAUUCUAUCUCAACUACGAUUGCGACAGCAAUAUGCCUAAUAUGUGCGAAAAGAUUAUUGAUUACUUGACCAAACUUUCAUUACAACGCGUGGAGGUCACGCCUCAACAAAAACUCGCUUUCAGGGAAAACAGGAGGAACGGUAUAGCAGUUUAUGAUGUUGGCAAAGUGGCAAACUUGACAAGCAGCACAAUGUCAUCCAAGCCACCAGAGCCAACUGUUUAUUCGUUGUUUCCUUUGGAGUAUGCUCUAAAGAUGACAUCAAUCAGCUGCUCAGUUGCUUUCUUGCGUUCGUUACAUUCAUGGGCACAAAAGGGUAUGCUGAAUUCCAAUAAAUUGAGUAUAAUGGAACAAGGUAGUGACUCAUACUUGUCAUUGAAUCGUAAUCGUUCCGAUUCGAAUAAUACCUCGCUGAAUGUCACAAGAAAUACCUCGUUCGUCAAUGGCGAUGACUUGAACAAAACAGAGACCGAUAAAAUUGAACAAUUUGAAAACCAGAAACAAAGAAAGAAGAUUCUACUUGAGGGAAUCAAGCAGUUCAACCAAAAGGCCAAAAAAGGAAUCAGGUAUUUUAUAGACAAGGGGUUCAUCAAGUCGGAUUCUCCCGAGGACAUCGCAAGGUUUCUUUUGGAAACUGAUGGCCUCGACAAGGCUACCAUCGGUGAAUAUCUUGGUGAAGGUGAUGAUAAAAAUAUUUCCAUCAUGCACGCAUUUGUGGAUCAGAUGGAUUUUGAAAAUGCCGAGUUCGUUGAUGCAAUGAGGCGAUUCUUGCAAUCCUUCAGGUUACCAGGAGAAGCGCAAAAGAUUGAUCGAUUCUUGUUAAAGUUUGCCGAACGUUAUGUCAAGGGAAACCCCCGAAUUUUUGCAAACGCUGACACAGCAUACGUACUAGGGUACUCCGUGAUUAUGCUCAAUACUGAUCUUCACUCGCCCCAAAUUAAAAAUAGGAUGAAUCUUGAUAAUUUUGUGAUGAACAAUUCAGGUAUAGAUGAUGGAAAGGAUUUACCUAGAGACUUGUUACAGAGGAUAUAUGACGAAAUUUUGAAUAAUGAGAUUAAGUUGCAAUCUGAACAACACGCUGCCCUCAUUGCAGGUGACAUACAAAUCGCCCCAUCUUCUCAGUCUAUUGGGUUCUUUGGAGGCCGUGAUCUAGCUCGUGAAGCUUAUAUGUUCGCGUCAAAAGAAAUGUCAACGAAAACCGAAAAAUUGAUGAAAAGUCUAGGAAAGAAAGCCAAAGUUGACGACCAAGAUGUCAUGUUUUACGCAGCUACCAGUGUUUUACACGUGAAGUCUAUCUUUGAUACGUUAUGGAUGUCAAUACUAGCAGGAUUAACGCCUCCCUUCAAAGAAUAUGACGAUGAUGUAGUCACAAAGGCUUGUUUGGAGGGAAUCAAGUUGUCAAUUCGUAUUGCCUGCAUGUUCGACUUGGACUAUGCAAGAGCAUCAUUUAUAGGUGCCUUAGUUCAAUUCCAAAAUUUGAGCAACUUUGAGGAGAUGAAACAAAAGAAUGUUGACGCCAUUUAUAUUAUGUUGGACUUGGCUGUCUCAGAGGGUGAUCACUUGGGUGCUGCAUGGAACCAAAUAUUGACAUCUAUUUCCCAAAUUGAACGAUUACAAUUGAUUGCACAAGGAGUGGACCAGGAUUCCAUACCUGACGUUACAACUUCUAAGCUCAUAACCCGAGGAUCUACAGAGAGCACAAGGACAAGCACAAGUUUCUUUGGCUCAUUUACAUCACAAACUCCUGCACAAUCUGCUGCAAGUAAGUUUCAUAAUCAGCAUCUUUCUCCCGAGGUUGCGAGAUUAUUAGUCAAGACUGAUUUAGAAGUGGCAAUCGAUAAAGUAUUCACCAAUAGUGCUAAUUUGAACGGAGGCAGUAUUGUUGAUUUUGUCAAAGCAUUAUCCGAGGUUGCCAAGGGUGAGAUAGAUUCAUCAGGACAAAGUGCCAACCCAAGAACGUUUUCCUUACAGAAGUUUGUUGAUAUUUGUUAUUACAACAUGAAUAGAAUUCGUUUGGAGUGGUCACAACUUUGGGCAACUAUGGGCGAAACAUUUAAUGCAUUAGGGUGUCAUUCGAAUCCGUCGAUUCUGUUUUUUGCAUUGGACUCGUUGAGGCAACUUUCGAUGAGGUUUUUUGAAAUUGAAGAGUUGGCAAACUUUAAAUUCCAGAAGCAAUUUCUUAAACCGUUUGAGUAUGUGAUCAUACAUAAUCGAUCGUUAGAAGUAAAAGACAUGGUGCUUGAAUGUAUCAACAACAUGAUACUAGCCAGGGCUUCCCAAAUCAAGUCGGGUUGGAAAACUAUAUUCAAUGUUCUUACAGCUGCCGCAAAAGAAAACAAGGAAGCCUUGGUGACGAAGAGCUAUAAAAUGGCCAUUUGGAUUAACAAAGAGUAUGUUGAAGAAGUGAAAAGGCAGGACUCAUUUUCAGAUUUGGUUGUUUGUUUUACUACAUUGACCAAGAAUGAAAAGUAUCAAAGAAUUAGUUUAUUGUCGCUAGAUGUUUUAUCAAAGUUGAUUCAUGAAAUUGCACAAUACAGCUUGUUUGACAAAGACAAUGACUAUGCCGAUCAUCCUGACCGGGGUGAGUCAUUACAGAAGCUUUGGUUCCCUGUUUUGCUUGGUUUUUAUGACAUCAUCAUGACUGGCGAAGAGUUAGAAGUAAGGUCAAGAGCGUUGAACAAUUUGUUUGACUUGAUCAUGAAAUACGGAAAGUACUUUGAUCAAGAUUUUUGGAAUAUGAUUAGUCGUGAGUUGUUAUUCCCCAUGUUCCAAGUUUUAGGUAAUCAUUGGGAAUUGAGUUUAGAUGAGUUGAACGAUAAUUUAUCGGUGUGGUUAUCCACUACACUUAUCCAAGCCUUGAAAAGUAUGAUCAACUUAUUUACAAACUAUUUUACAGAGUUGAGUCAUAUGUUGAAUGAGUAUUUGAAGUUGAUCAUAUCAUGUAUUUGCCAAGAGAAUGAUACCAUUGCAAGAAUAGGACGCGAAUGUCUCACCACGUUGUUGAUUGACAAUGCAUCCAAGUUUAAUACCACACAAUGGGACGAAAUAUCGGAAGCGUUUGCAAGUUUAUUUGAACUCACCACUGCCAAAGAAUUAUUUACAUUGGAUCCAUUAUAUGAAGGAAAUGAGGAUAGUCUCUCGAUUACUGGAAAUGGAGAUGAGGACUCCACUUUGAAGAAAGAGCUACUCGAUGACAAUGAGGUUAGAUUGAAAAAAUCCAGAGAAAAGUCUUCAAUAGUUGUAAAGAGUGUUUUGCAAUUGCUUUUGAUUCAGACGUUGUCGGAGUUGUUCGAAAAUGAUUCGUUUUACGAUAGCAUUCCGUUUGACCAGUUAGCAAAGUUGGCAGAUUAUUUGAAUAGUUCUUACCAAUUCGCAAAAUCAUUCAAUGACAACUAUGAUUUGAGGGUUCGGUUGUGGAAUGCUGGAGUUAUAGAGCGAUUGCCAAAUCUCUUAAAGCAAGAGUCAUCAUCGUCCGCAGUCUACAUCAAUAUAAUGUUUCGCUUGUACUGUGAUGACGAAAAAGUAUCACCAGGGGACAAGAAGACGAUUUUAACGAAAUUGCAUGCAUUAUGUGUUUCUAUUGUUGAGAAUUACUUGAAAUUUGAUGAGACUAAUCAACAAAGAAAUAUUAGUACUUGGAAGCCAGUUAUCAUCGAAAUUUAUGAAGGGUAUGUCGAGUUGGAUGAUGGGGAUUUCAAAAAUUAUGGUCCUGCUAUGUAUAAGUUGAUUUUGGAUUUAAUGUCGAAGAAUUUGGCGAGUGACUUGAGAGUUGCAAUUAGAGCAUUUUUAGCAAGGAUCGGUGUUGAUUUCCUAAAGAUUUAG
This is a messenger RNA of Lodderomyces orthopsilosis Co 90-125, 5406 nucleotides long. It is a transcript of the gene SEC7, whose product is annotated as Arf family guanine nucleotide exchange factor. The transcript has a single exon. Bases 1 to 5406 code for a protein of 1801 amino acids. Gene Ontology annotation, biological process: regulation of ARF protein signal transduction. The record is from RefSeq and is a predicted model, not a curated record. Gene Ontology annotation, molecular function: guanyl-nucleotide exchange factor activity. Lineage: Eukaryota; Fungi; Ascomycota; Pichiomycetes; Serinales; Debaryomycetaceae.